Coprinopsis cinerea okayama7#130 is the source of this 1545-nucleotide messenger RNA. RefSeq lists its product as hypothetical. The record is from RefSeq and is a predicted model, not a curated record. The coding region runs from base 1 to 1545 and encodes 514 amino acids. Gene Ontology annotation, molecular function: 5'-flap endonuclease activity. The transcript is spliced from 7 exons. NCBI's taxonomy places the organism in Eukaryota, Fungi, Basidiomycota, Agaricomycetes, Agaricales, Psathyrellaceae.
AUGGGUAUCAAAGGCUUUUGGAACCUUGUAUCUUGGGUUGGGGAACAACGCUCGUUCGUCGAAUUUCUGACAGUUGAGGGUAUGCGGUGCAAGGAGCAGCGUGGAAAUGAUAUGGUGGUUGGGGUAGAUGCUGAGAGCUGGAUGUAUGCAACGGAAAUGGCAAUAACACGCUCCAUCCAACGAGGGGCCUCACUAGCCUCACUCGGCAAAAACCCGGCCCUCUUUCUUCUCUUCAAACGUCUGUCACUGCUGGCCAAAUCACCUGCAGUCUUUAUUUUCGUAUUCGAUGGUCCGCAUCGCCCUUCCGUUAAACGAGGAACAUCCGUCCGACCGGUAGAUCAUUGGAUGGUGGAAGAUUUUGAAAGACUUAUUUCGGCGUUUGGAUUCUACUCGUUCAAGGCUCCUGGGGAAGCAGAAGCGGAGCUCGGUUGGUGGAGUGACCAGAAUUGGGUUGACUUCAUCUGGACGGAGGAUAGUGAUGUAUUCGCAUUUGGCGGCCUAAAUGUCUUACGAACCUCCCGUCAAGAAUCGGCCGAUGAACUUCCCACCACGGUUGAUGUUUUCACGGAGGGCAUGUUGAAGGAGAAAAGCGAUGGGGUUUUUGACCGGGGAGCUUUUAUUUUACUUGCUAUACUUCUCGGCGGGGACUACGAACAGGCCGGGUUGAAAGGCUGUGGUACAGCAACAGCCAUGGACCUCUGCCGGACAUUGUCUAUUAAGGCUUUGUACUCCACAAUUGACGACCUGCAUCCCGCGCAACAUCGCAAGUACCUUUCCACCUGGCGUCAAUGCCUCCGGGACAUCCUGUCCAAGAACCCAGAAGGAACACUCCAUCGUCGCCAGCCCAGCCUCGCUUCCAACAUAAGCACUUCGUUUCCUAGUCUCAAGACUAUCAACCUAUACACCUACCCAACCACCUCCAACACUUCCGACAACCCAUACUCGCCUCCAAACCCUGCUGAAUGGCUUUUUAAGCUCCCGGAUACAGCUGCUUUGUCUGCAGCUUCCUGGGAACUUUUCAACUGCCAUGAACCGGUGUCCCUCUGUCGGAAGUACAUUUGGCCAGCCCUCGCUACGCGGCAGUUGUGUCAGGUAGCUGUAGCGCAGUCCCUUUCUCUUUCCGAGGGCAUGGGUGUCAGUUCCAUCGCACACAUCAUCACCUCGAAGAACAAAAUCGGGACCACCACCUCCUUGGACGACUAUCAGAUCGAUGUACGCCCAACGUCCGCCGUUCGUGCAGCUGUCAACGUAGUCAUGCAGAAGCUCCAUUUGGACCAACCACCACAUCCCGUCGACUUUGUUUUCCCUAUCCGUUUUUGGAUCCCCGGCCCUAUUCUCGAGAAUGUGGCACCUGACAAAGUUGCCGACUUCUAUCGCUCUCGCAGGCGCUCCCGUCGGGUUCCAAUUGAACCAUACAUCCCAAUUAUGGUGUUUCCUCAACCCGUCACUGCACCAGGCAGCACACCACUUACUAUACUGUCGUCGUUGUCAUCGUCUCCUGAUCCUCCUUCAUUGUCCGAUAUUUUGAAAGAUUUAGGUACCUAG